AUGCUGGAAAUGGACCCCUGCGAAACGGUGAGCUUUGAGGGUCGGGAUCGAAGCCGAGGUGCCAGGGUGUUGACGGGCACGCCUGCGACGAAGCUCUUCGAGAACUUGCUCAAGGUCCUGGAGCAGACGCAGCACCAGCGGAUGCUGCACGAGGUGGUGCCCCCGUUGGCCCUGGCAGCGGAACGGGCGCCGCAGGAGUUCAGCGACACCUUUCAGGCGUCGGUGCAGUUGCUCUAUGACUGGGCCGUCCGCCCAGGACUGUCCGAUGACUGCCGUGCCAUUCUCAACACGGCUUUUGCCGCCUUCAGUGCUCAGUGGCAUCAGGAGCGCCACACGGACUUCUCGGCGGCGCUGCACCAACAGGUGCUGGCCGAAUUGCAGAGCGCUGGCGAGCAUGAGAAGCUGCAUGCCUUAGUCUUCAGUUUUUACGGCCUCUCAAAGGCUAUGGGGAACCUGGGUGCUCACUAUGCAGAAGUGGCUCCCCUACUGCUCCGAUGCAUCGAUCAGGCAGCGCAGCUCAGUGGGCUUUUUGCGUCCGAUGGCCAGAGCCGUUUCUGUCAGCGGUCCGCAUGGACACAGCGUUCCAUUUCCCUCAUCUCACGGGGGAUGUGCCAUAUCCGGCUGUGCACCUCCGUGCACUUGGCCGCCCUCCGAGCCCUCGGCGCCGAGCCAUCGCCCUCGCCCUCCUCCGCGAUGGCGGCGCUGGAGGUGCUGCAGAGUGGGACCUUCCGAGAGCUCAAGGCCUUGAGCGACGUGGGGCUCCGACAGCUCUGCGAAGCCACCUGGGAAGCCAUGCUGAACCACUCCUGCGGGGAGGUGCUUCAGGCGGCUUGCCUGGAGAAAGUCUUGGAGGAGUUGCAGGAGCUCGUGCCGGUCUCGGACACCGAGUGUUUGCACGCCGGAGUGGCCAACUUGCAGCUUCUACAGCACUACUCAGGGGUCCUGGAGCCCAAGCAGCAGCAGGUCCUCUCCGAGAGCCUGCGCCCCAUCUUGGCGGCCAGCCGGCAGACGGACGGUCAGAGCGAGAUGCUCCUGGCGGCAAAGCUGCUGCGGCUCCUGGACGACGAAGCGCUGGUGGAGUGGAUUGCGGAGGAGGUCUCGCAUCUCGUGGCAGCGCGUCCGCACUCGAAGGGCCUUCGUCUGCUGCAGUCCUUCUCUUCGGUGCCUGGUACCUUCUGGCAUUGCUUCGGUGGGCGCCUGAAGCUCUGGGAGCCGACCUUCCAAACGGCGGAUCCCCAGGCGCUGGCCGAGUGCGCGCUGGCGCUCUGGCGCGACGAGCCGCGCUUCGGGCGCCUGCUGCGGAGUUGCUUUGGGCAGCUGAUGGACCCACUGUGCCCCGGCGAGGCAGCAGCGCGGGGGCGCCAGAAGCUCUGGGCGAAGCUGGCGGCUGCACGGCUGGACCUGGGCGAGGCGCUGGUGGCGCCCAGUGGCGUGUUGCGAAGCUUGCUGGUGACCAGCUCCGAACUCAGCAGUGAAUCCCUGGGCAGCCUGUUGACAGCCCUCCGCACCUUGAGCCCGGGCGACGGGACGCAACACCGGGACUUUCGAGAGUACUUGUCCUCCAUGCUUUGGCGGGCGCCAGGAGUCCCCAACAACCUGAAGACCCUCUGGCUGCUGUUGCUGGCUGCGGCGUUCUUCGUCUCGCACCGCCUGAAGUCGCCCUUCGGCUCGGCGUCCUCGAGCCUGCAGAUGCUGGAGACGAUGAUGAUCGAGUCCUCGAGCAAGGUGGCUCAAAAGGUCGCGGCGAGCCUCUCGAAGCAGGGAGCGGCCUUGGAUGCCAGCAUCAUUGACGGGAGUUUCUGCCCUUUGGCCUGUGUUCAAGUGGUCUUCGCGCUGGAGCAGCUGAUUCUACUGGCGCAGGAGCCGGUGGUCUUCAAACCAGAGGUUCCCGAUCGGACUGGACGCGUUUCGAAGCAGUUCUUCGAGGCCAACCGAAAGGUCUGCGCCGAUUGGUUCCACCGGAUGCGUGGACUGCUGCAGCACACCUUGGCGCGCUACGGCUCGCACGCGGCGACCUAUUCCCUCACGCAGGCCCGCUUGGUCGAUGCUCUCAGCCACCUGAGCAGCACCGAACCCUUGCCCUUGUCGGAGCACGCCUUGCAAGUGCUCACUCGGAGGAAGGCAGAGGGUGCCCCGGGCCUGCGCCGCGAGCUGAUCCUCUCCACGGUCUGGCCAGCACCGUCCGCGGGCGACACGCGCGACGCGCGCGCGCUGAUGCCGGCGCUGGAGCAGCUGGAGCCGCGCCGUUCCGGAGGAACGCAGCGGGUGACGAUCCUGACAGAUCCCAAGAACAGCUUACCAUCGCACAAGGCCGUGGAAGCCUUGGACCAGAACCUCGUGCCGUUGCUCUCGAGCGCCUUGCGCCUGCGCGACGUGGGUCUGUGCCGCGGCGUCCUGGCGCUGCUCUGCCACGGCGCCUGGGCCUUUGCCGCGCCCACGGGGCGCGCGGUGGUGCUCUUCCAGGAUGCUUUGCUGUGCUUCGCACAGAAGCGCUACGAGGAGGCGAAUCUGCUCUUUGCCAAGUCCUAUGAGGACCCCGAUGCGUGGGAGGACACGAACAACGCGGCGGAUGUUAGGCGCUUGGGCUCCGGGCGUGGUCUGCAGAAUCUGCUGGCGCGAACCUGGCUGGACAGCGCGCUGGAGGCGCGCGAUGAAGAGGCGCUCCAGGCGUGGCUGCGGAUGCACCAGGGCUGGGCGCCGGAGGCAAUGGUGGCCUUUGCCCAAUCGUACGAGCUACUCCUGAAGCGAGACUGGGAGGCGAGCCGCUCGGCCCUGGGCACGGCCCAAGCCGCCAGUGCCGCCGCCUGGGCGGCCGCGGCCGACGCGGACGCGUCCGCGGCCCGCGGGGGCGAAGGGGUGGCGAGGCUGUCGAGGUGGGACGAUCUGCAUGCGCUGUUCAUGGUGGAAGCGGCCGUGGAGGUCAAGUUGGGCUCGGAGCUGGCACCCCAAGCGUUGCGCCAGGCACGGUCCUCACUGGAGACAGAGAUCAGUGCGCUGUGCCAUACUGAGCCCUUGCUGCUGAGCUCCCUUCAGGUGCAUGACGAGCUGCAUCCACAGCUGGAGCUCUUAGAUGCCUUGGAAUCGCCCGAGAAGACGGGCUGCUCAGCGGCAGCGCUUCGUCGUGCGGCUUCCUUGGAUCUCUUGGAGGUGCUACAGGUGCCAGAAGCCGAUGCCUUGAUGCAGACUUGCAUGCAGGAGCGGAGCUACAAGCUGGCGGAGUGGGUUUUGGACACCCAGCAGGUCUUGGAGCCGAGCCUUUGGCGCUCCAAGCUGCUGAUGGCGCAGCGCGAGCGGAUGGCCGAAGGUUUGCAGGUCUUGGACUAUGCCCUGGCCUCGGCCUUCACGAAGCUGCGAGACGCGGACUUCCGCCGCGGCCGUCGGGCGGUGCACCACGAGAUCGCCGGGCUCUCCUCUCAGCUGCUGUCCUCCGUGGGCGCCACGCCCUCGCCGCGCGUGCUGCGCUCGCUGGUGGGGCUGGGCAAGCACCUGGCAGCGGAAGGUGCGGGACUGAGCUGCGAGUGGAGCGAUGUGGGAGAUUGCCAAGAGCCCACGAGCUUGAUCCAAGCGCACUCACGUACCAGUACCCCGAUCGUGGUGAAGGGCCCGUCCCAAUCUGGUGCCACGCCUGCUCAGCAGCUGGCGCCCAUAUGCGCUGAAGGGUUCAACGCUGCCUAUGCCCAAUGCUUGGGGGGUCAGAAUUCUUAUUUGAUGAUUAUGGUCACAGAUGCUGAAAAGGCCUACUGUGCCUACACGGACGGGUGGGCGGCGACCACCGAGAAUUAUCCGGAUCACACAGCGUGCUUCGCAAGUCCAGGUCAGAGUGAAGCUCUUUACUAUGACUCUAGCCAGAAGAGCUUAGUGAAUUGGGACAAGGCCACCGUCGUCACAGGAGUGGAACAAGACUACACGAGUGGUGAGUAUGCCUUCAACUGGAGCCCUUCGGAUGGGUACAUUGGGGUGAUUACCAAGAUUCCAAGUGAACAGAAGCAGUACUCCAUGUAUGUGAAGAACAACUUGGGCUCCAGCAGCAGCAACGGCCUCUCCGCCGACGUGCCCUGCGACCGCGACACCUCUGUACAGUACCAGGCGGAGCACUUCCCGGUGAACGGCCUCAGCGGACCCUGUCAAAAGGACAACGACGACUAUUGGAUGGCCUUCGGAAGCGGCGAGGUGACCAUUUGCUUCCCAGGUGCGCCGGGGCAGCUGUUCGACGAGUGGGCCGGGCGCUGGUGCACGGCGCUGAUGGUUCCCGAGCUGUCGACGACGCUUCCGGGUGCACAGCUGAACCCCUUCUUCAUGGGCCAGUGGUUUGAACAGACCUGCCAGCUGUGCGAUGAUGGCCACCUUUGGGGGCAGUACGCGGAUUGGCUUUUCCUGCAGGCCUGGUCCUUGGAGCCCGCCUACGUGGAGGCCGUGCUUUCGGCGGCCCUCGGCAGCGCGGCCCCGCCGGAGCUGCCGCAGCUGGCGCGCUGGGUGGCACAGGGUAUCCGAAGGUGGGUGAAGCAUGAGAGCGGGCGAGCGACCGCGAUGUCUUUGCAGUGGCUCUUGAAGCACUCCAAGGUGGGGCAGUGCAGGUGCUGGAAGGACUUGGGAGAGCAACGGGCAGCGGCGCUGGCCGAGCCAAUUGCAUUCUUGGCAUCCACCUUCAGCCAGUGGCAACGCGCGGCUGGUGCACAGACCAUCGAGGCGUACGUCCGGCACCUGAACCGCUCCGAGCUGCCGCCCAGCCAUCCGCGCGUGCAGCGCGCGGUGCUGCGGUCCUUGCGGCUCACGGAGCGGCACCUGCAGAGGCCCAGCGCACUGGAGUGGCUGGAGACGCGUUUCCUGGAGCCGCUGCUGCCACAGCUUCUGGCUUAUAUGAACGGUCCCUCCACGGAGCACAGCGUGGCCACGGUGGCUGCAGGUUUGUUCGAGCGGGUGGCCGAUCGGAAGCCACAUGUGGUGCUCUUCCCAGCGCUGGCAGCAGAGGAGUCUUCCAAGGCGCUGGCCAUCGCCCAGCGUCUGCAUCCGGCGCUGCUGGGCACCGCCUCGCGCUUCGCACGCGCGUUGAACGCCAUGGCCAUCCCGGUGGAUGAGGUUUGCGCGCGGAUCCUGCACUUCGCAGAGUCCUUCUUGGCGCCCAAGCCGGUGGACGAGGUUCCGAGCUGUGCUCCGCAACUCUUGGGUCCUCUGCUGGACUUGCUCGAAGACCUCGACGUGGAAAAGCCCCAUCGCAGCGGCAGUCCCUCCCAGGUGCUGUGUUUGAUGGGCUGUGCGCCCUCGCUGGACUCUGUCUAUGCGCGGCGCUUCUUGCAGAUCUUCCUCCCGCCCCUCCGCAGGAUGCUCUACCUGCAUGGCCCGCAUCGUCUCGCGAAGGGCGCGCAGGAGCUGCAAAGGAGCUUGUUGGCCCAUCUCCACGUGUUGCAGCGAAGCUGCAACCACUUCGCGAGCAGCAGCGUGCCCUUGGUGGACCUGGCGCCCGACCUGCUGCAGAUGUUUCAAGACCAGGAGCAGAUCAUCCUUCCCAUCGACGUGGCGCCUGGCGCGCCGCUCAUGCGCCUCACGCGCGCGUCGGAGGUAGUGCACUUGCUCUCCACCAAGACCAAGCCCAAGAAGUUAAGCUUUGAGGCGCAGGAUGGCACCUGGCACAGCUUCCUCCUCAAGGGCAGCGACGAUUUGCGCUUGGAUGGCCGAAUCAUGCAGCUCUUGCAGAUGGCCAAUGCGGUGGUGGAGGCGGGCGCUUGCAAGGCCUUAGAGGCCUUGGGCCCCACCUGCGGGACUCGUGGCCUGCGCUGCCGGGGGUAUGAUGUGGUUCCCAUCGCUGCCAGGGCGGGGCUGAUCCGCUGGGUGGCGGCCGUGCCGCUCUUCGUGAUCCACAAGCAACGGCGCCAGGCAUCUCAAAAGCAGGAGACGGAAAAGCCCAAGGCCUUGGCGAGUGCCGACCUGUGGCAUCGGAAGAUUCAACAACACCUCAGGGCGAUGGACUCGGAUGUGAACCACCCGCGCCGGCACUGGCCGAUGGAGGCGCUUCGGAGGACCUUUGAUGAGAUGCAAGCAGAUUCGCCCUCGGACCUCAUCAGUCGCGAGCUUUUCUUAAGCUCUCUCCAUCCAGGACAGCACUUCUUGCGGCAGAGGGCAUAUACCUUGUCGACCUCAUUUAGCUCGAUCUUGGGGCAUCUCAUUGGCCUGGGAGAUCGUCACUUGGACAACCUGCUCUUGGACCUGACCACCGGAGAGGUGGUGCACGUGGACUAUUCCAUUUGCUUUGACCGUGGCCAGCGCUUGCGUGUACCAGAGCGGGUGCCCUUCCGCCUCACGCGGUGUAUGGUUCAUGCUCUUGGGCCUCUGGGUUUGGGUGGUCCCUUCGUGCAGACGAUGGAGGUGGGCUUGGGUCUCAUCGCCGAGUGGCGCGAGCUCAUCCUCUCCUUGAUGGAGCCUUGCUUGGCCUUGGCGCCGGUGAAUGAUUGGGUGGCGCCGGUGAUGAGCCCCUUCCAAAAGACCAAGGAGGUGAAAGAAGCGAAGGUGGACACGUCCAAGGAUCACAAAGAGGAGGCGGCCCCCGCAGCGCCUCCCGGGCUGGCGCCGAGCGGGCCUGCGCCCAGCGCGGCGGCGAGGUCCAGCAGCGAGGCGCCGGUGAAGUUGGAGGCCGAGAACCAGUUGGAGUGGCCGCUGGGCUGCGAAGGUGAAGUUGUGUCAUCUGAGGCUUGA
Molecule: messenger RNA, 6687 nt
Organism: Durusdinium trenchii
Lineage: Eukaryota; Dinophyceae; Suessiales; Symbiodiniaceae
Source: the annotation of a GenBank genome assembly